Molecule: messenger RNA, 725 nt
Organism: Ilyonectria robusta
Lineage: Eukaryota; Fungi; Ascomycota; Sordariomycetes; Hypocreales; Nectriaceae
Exons: 1
Coding region: 130-648 (172 amino acids)
Source: RefSeq, a predicted model, not a curated record
AUUGUAUUCACGUGGCCGGUCACUGGUGGGUUAGAGCAACCUCAGUCUGAUUCGACGCAAGUGCAAGGACCGGAAGGCAUAGCCCAGGAUGCAGAGGUUCUGGAUACGGAGCCAAAUAGCCAGACACCCAUGAAGAAGGGCGGGUUCUUGUUUCCUGGAGGGAACGCAACGACCCCCGUGCCAGCAAUUCAAGUAACGCCUCGUGAGGAAAAACCCCAGCAAAAAGCUUAUGUCGCACCGAUCGAAAGAGGCGGACUAUUGCUCCCUGGAGGGAACCCCGUCAUGAACAGUUCUUCGACCUCAAACAAUCAACUGGCAACCGCAACCCAGAGUCAACCCGAUACUACCCCGAACCCUAAGCCCAAGGAAAAUCUUCAGAAGAAGGAGUUGGAUAGAAUAUUGAGGACACAAGAGAGGCAAAGGAACAACCAACCUCAACCGUUGCGUGAAUCUCCGAGGUCCCAGCCUGGAUCUGUGCAGCGCCCCCCCCAAGCGAGGGACCGAGAUGAGACACUGGGGGGUCCAUCGCGGAUGAAUGUAGUGACGCGUUCACAAGCUGCUCUGCGGGAGGCUGUGCGGGUUGCUUCAACGUCGUCGGCAAUUGCACACGAGGCUGAAAAGCAAGAAACACGGGACGAAAAGGAAUGAUUGAGUACUUCGUUGGCUUGGUAUAAUCGACUGAGAAGAACCGGUAGAAGCAAGAAAGCACGCAUGACCCUUUAUGG